Messenger RNA from Pseudozyma flocculosa PF-1, 2082 nucleotides. RefSeq lists its product as uncharacterized. The record is from RefSeq and is a predicted model, not a curated record. Gene Ontology annotation, cellular component: nucleolus. NCBI's taxonomy places the organism in Eukaryota, Fungi, Basidiomycota, Ustilaginomycetes, Ustilaginales, Ustilaginaceae. The transcript is spliced from 3 exons. Gene Ontology annotation, molecular function: ATP binding; nucleic acid binding. The coding region runs from base 1 to 2082 and encodes 693 amino acids.
AUGUCGCACUCGCCGCCAACACACACGCAUGUCGCCGCUGCGGCGGAACGCGCCGUCGACGACCAUGCCGACGACCACACCCAAGCUGCACCCUCCUCGUCCAAGCAGCCAACUGCCCAGCACGGCUUCAACGCCUUUGCACACCUCCUCGACCCUCGCAUCCUCCGCAGCCUCGCAGCGCUUGGUUUCGGCUCGCCCACCCCCGUACAGAAGGAGGCCAUCCCUCUCGCCCUGGCCGGAAAGGACAUCCUCGCACGCGCGAGCACCGGCAGCGGAAAGACGCUCGCCUACGGCCUCCCAGUCCUCCAGAAGGUCAUUGACGCAAAAAAGUCCCUGUCCCGCUCCGACCCGGCCUACCAGGCCACCCGCGCCGUGGUCCUCGUCCCCACCCGCGAGCUCUCGGAACAGGUCACGGGCCAGAUUGGCGCUCUCCUCGAGUACUGCAGGGACCAGGUCUCGAUUGCCAACAUCGCACGCGACGCCUCGAGCUCCGUCCAGAAGCUCCUCCUCUCGGAGCGCCCCGACAUUGUCGUCGCCACCCCCUCGCGCGCCCUCGCCUACCUUCAGUCAAAGUCGCUGCACCUCGCCGCCUCGCUCGAGUCGCUCGUCAUCGAUGAGGCCGACCUCAUCCUCUCGUACGGCCACGACGACGACGUCCGCGCCCUCCUCGGCGGCGGCUUCCUCCCCAAGUCGUUCCAGUCCUACCUCAUGUCGGCCACCAUGACGUCCGACGUUCAGAAGCUCAAGGGCCUCGUCAUGCGCAACCCGGCCAUCCUCAAGGUGCAGGACGACGUCGCCACCGCCUCCAACCUCACCCAGUACUACGCCACCGUGUCCGAGGAGGACAAGUUCCUCCUCACCUACGUCAUCCUCAAGCUCCGCCUCAUCAAGGGCAAGUGCAUCCUCUUUGUCAACGACGUCGACCGCUGCUACCGCCUCCGCCUCUUUCUCGAGCAGUUUGGCCUCCGCUCCGUCGUCCUCAACAAGGAGCUCCCCAUCAACUCGCGCUUCCACAUCGUCCAGGAGUUUAACAAGGGCGUCUACGACUACCUCAUCGCCACCGACGAGACCAGCAUCCGCACCGCCGAGCGCGACGACGACGACGAGGAGGGGGAGGAGAAAGGAGCGGACGCCAGCGACGAUGACGACGACAAUGACAACGCCACCGCCGAGGCGAAGCAGAGCGACGAGGAUCCCACCGCGACACCGUCCAAGAAGCGCAAGCGGGACGCAGCGGCAAAGUCUGCGGCCGCCGACGUCGCCUCAUCGAGCAAGAGCAAGAACGGCGGCGGCGGCACCGGCACCGGCACCGGCAAGAGCGCCGAGUUUGGCGUGUCGCGCGGCAUCGACUUUGUGGCCGUGUCGUGCGUCAUCAACUUUGACCUGCCCACGUCGGUGCGCUCCUACACGCACCGCGUCGGGCGAACGGCACGCGCCGGCGCGACGGGCACGUCGCUCUCGUUUGUGGUGCCGGCCGACAUGGUGCGGAAGCACAAGAUCAUUGCGUCGCCCACGUCGGCGCUCGACGCCAAGGUGUGGCCGCGCAUCGAGCGGGCGCAGCGGGCGCGCGGCGGCGUAAAGGAGUGGAAGUUUGACAAGAAGCAGGUCGAGGGGUUCCGCUACCGCAUGCAGGAUGCGCUGCGGAGCGUCACCAAGCUCUCGAUCCGCGAGGCUAGGAUCCGGGAGCUCAAGGAGGAGGUGCUCAAGAGCGAGAAGCUAAAGGCCUUUUUCGAAGACAACCCAACGGACCUAGCCUACCUACGUCACGACAAGAUCCUGGGCAAGCAGACGCGGCUCCAGGCGCACAUGAAGCACGUACCCUCGUACCUCCGUCCCCGCAUCGUCGGCAUCAAACCCAGCCCCUCGUCCUCCUCUUCCUCCAUCAACGAAGGAGCAGGAAAGGACGGCGAGGUUGGGUUCGUCGCCAAAAAGGCAAAGACCCAACGUGGUCGUGGUGCGGGUGCGGGUGCGGGGAGAGGUAGAGGUGGUGCUGCUCGAGGGCGGGGAGGCCGGGGUGGAAGAGGGGGAGCGGGCGGUUCGAGGGGUAAAAAGUCCGACCCAUUGCGCAAGUUCGGAAAGUAG